This is a messenger RNA of Penicillium verhagenii, 615 nucleotides long. Its product is annotated as PIG-H family GPI synthesis protein. NCBI's taxonomy places the organism in Eukaryota, Fungi, Ascomycota, Eurotiomycetes, Eurotiales, Aspergillaceae. Gene Ontology annotation, cellular component: glycosylphosphatidylinositol-N-acetylglucosaminyltransferase (GPI-GnT) complex. Gene Ontology annotation, biological process: GPI anchor biosynthetic process. Bases 1 to 615 code for a protein of 204 amino acids. The record is from RefSeq and is a predicted model, not a curated record. The transcript is spliced from 3 exons.
AUGCCUGGUCGACUCCGAGUCCAACGGCCUUCUCCGACAACCGUUAGCUUCACGGUAUCAAAUGCGCCGCAACGCUCCAAUUCCCCCGCGAAGAUACUCUUCGGUUUCCAGAUCCUACUGAGAACUAUUCUGUUCUUUUGCGUGAUAAUUGUUGGGCUAGCACGAUUACGACACUUCUCAUUCCAAGCCGAUGGUGGAUCAAUACCAUGGCCGGCUAUGUGGGCGAGCCCUCUCGGGUCUCAUGUAUGCCAGCUAGUGGACGCAUACAACCCGUGGGCCAUGGCGGUAAUAGGUACUUUGGUGGUCUAUGGAGUCUUCAGGAGAGGGUAUACAGAGGAAUCGCUUCUGGUUAUUCGAGGGUUCGGCAUCCAAACCUCCACAUCGUCCUCUACCUAUCUUUCAUCGGCCGCAACAAGAUUUAUUCCUACAACCCAAAUUCAAGACAUUGUCAUCCACGAAGCUUUCAAGGGCUUUGAAGUCCGCUUUUAUCUGGCUGUUAUUGUGGAGGGUGAGCCGGACGUCUUGGUGGUCUUUCCGCAUCUACUACCGAAGCGGGAGAUCUUAGAGGAAGUCUGGAGAGGCUCUCGCCGUUGUCUCUAUGAUGCAAAAUCUUGA